This is a messenger RNA of Rhinichthys klamathensis goyatoka, 369 nucleotides long. RefSeq names its product cytochrome c oxidase assembly factor 3 homolog, mitochondrial. Gene Ontology annotation, biological process: mitochondrial respiratory chain complex IV assembly. The transcript has 2 exons. Gene Ontology annotation, cellular component: mitochondrial inner membrane. Lineage: Eukaryota; Metazoa; Chordata; Actinopteri; Cypriniformes; Leuciscidae. Bases 36 to 335 code for a protein of 99 amino acids. The record is from RefSeq and is a predicted model, not a curated record.
AACCUCGCGCUACGUCACAAUACAGCGCUUCAAACAUGGCAGACAAGAGUAGUCAAGGGGACCUCAAACCUGAAGCCCAGUUUGCAAAGAGAAUAUACCCUGCAAAGGAAGAGCUGACGAGGGAACAGUUGCAGUUCAUCCGACAAGUGGAGCUGGCGCAAUGGAAGAAGAAAGCGGGCCAGCUCCGGGGCCGAAACGUUGCGACAGGACUCGCCAUCGGCGCGGUAGUGCUCGGCAUCUAUGGAUACACCUUCUACUCAGUAUCCCAAGAAAAAAUCAUGGAUGAAAUCGAUGAAGAAGCAAAAGCACGAGCUCCAAAGACCGGAGCGAACUGAGUGAAGUGACUCUUCGGGAACUGUCUCACGCACA